AAAAAAUCGUUGCUACAGUAAACGUCAACAAUGCAUUGCCACAAUAAAUUCACGACGUCAACAAUGGAACAAAAAACCAAAAACGAACGCGAUUCACGAAACCGUAAAGCAUAAAAAUGGUUUAGAUGCCUUUUCGACUGGGACUGGUGUGGGACGGGGAGGCCGGCAUGCACGAAAACUGACACCACAAAAGACAAGCAGGCUGGAAAAGGGACAAACUAUGGCAGACAGCCAGCUCAUUACCGCACAGUGCGGCCAGUGCGCAGUCGCAAUAGCCACCGGCGCAAUCAAGGAGGAAAGGGAGGCGCAAAAGUGGCAUCCGACGACAGUGGAGUGGACGGUAUUGCCAAAAAUUCGCGCACAACUCCACCACUGGAGCAGUGUGAAGUCAAGCAAACCUAAAGCGUUGCGACUCUUUGGCGGGAGAGGUAAAACAAGGGUUGGAAAAUACAAAAUAUACAGCGCAAAUAUUACGAAUUUAUUGGGUUGGAUAGGCUCUGGCUUGACAAGUUUCGAAAAAAGAGAGUAUGACUUCAGAAUUUUAAGGGCGCGAAGAUUUUAUAAUAAUGAUCUGUGCGAGCAACCAGUUGCCUCUUCGACCAAAUAUCAAAAUCUAUGGGUCAAAGCAAUAAGCGCUUAACAUGUUCGUCGUACUUGCAGAAUACGUUAUCAUAUAGUAUAACUUAUUUCUUUCUUAAGUUGACUUAAGCUUUUAUU
Rhagoletis zephyria (snowberry fruit fly) is the source of this 717-nucleotide messenger RNA. RefSeq lists its product as uncharacterized. The record is from RefSeq and is a predicted model, not a curated record. Lineage: Eukaryota; Metazoa; Arthropoda; Insecta; Diptera; Tephritidae.